Messenger RNA from Clarias gariepinus (North African catfish), 3034 nucleotides. RefSeq names its product nuclear RNA export factor 1a (gene nxf1a). Gene Ontology annotation, biological process: poly(A)+ mRNA export from nucleus. NCBI's taxonomy places the organism in Eukaryota, Metazoa, Chordata, Actinopteri, Siluriformes, Clariidae. The record is from RefSeq and is a predicted model, not a curated record. Gene Ontology annotation, cellular component: nucleus; cytoplasm. The transcript has 21 exons. Bases 181 to 2049 code for a protein of 622 amino acids. Gene Ontology annotation, molecular function: RNA binding; protein binding.
GUUCCCCUGGAAACACUGGCUUUUGGAGUUGUGUACAGUGUUCGCCUGCACUGACCGACAGAUAAGGUUUAACAGCGGGACUCGUUCAGGUCGUGUUUACGUAAAGUCGCUGAGCUUUUUUAUUUCUGUUCAGAAGAAAUAGCACUCGAGUCAAGCUGGCGGAGUUUUUAAUCUCGGAUAAUGGCGGACUUUGGCCGCUACUACUAUGAGCAUAAUGCCACAGGGGCUGGUCCUCAGUUCCGUAACCGUGAUAGUCGUGGGCCGCCCAGGGGACAUGUGCACGGUGGAAACGUACAUAAGAGACUACGAGGAGCUCCCGCAGGAGGCUUUGGCCCUAGCAGGAUUGUGCGAGAAGACAGAAAUGUGAACAUGAACAGUGGCCAGGGUGGGGCUUUCCGAGGGAGAAUCAACCCGUAUGGCAGAGCCAACUGGAGAGGGACAGGCCAAAUUGCUCGAGAGAGAAGAGGAGUUGUCAUGAGAUACCGGCAAGGAGUACGAAAUCAGUUAUCAGUCACCGCAGAAAGACAAGGAGGUGCACCAGUCUCAGGAAAAUUCAAAACUUGGUACAAAAUUACGAUCCCUUUUGGCAAGAAAUAUGAGAAGAAGUGGCUUUUGACUGCUUUGCAGAAUCUCUGCCCCAUACCUUUUACUCCUGUACACUAUUCCGUGGAGGGACAAAAAGCACAGUUCUACGUAGAGGAUGGGAACGCUGCCAGUGCGCUGUGCAACAUCUCUCACAGGAUCACAGACAGUGAAGGAUAUAAGGUUGUUGUGAUCAAAAACCCCUGUCCUCCACCAGCCUUCCUCCAAAAUGACCUGAAAGCCCUGGACCUUGAACACUUAAAGCAAUGCAUGUCCAAGCGUUUUGAUUCCUCAGAGCAGUUUCUUGACCUGAACAGUCUCCGCAGUGAUCAAGAUCUGAUCUCGAAGAACGUCACUGUGAUUUUGAGCAGGAAGAGCUGCAUGGAGGCUGUAUUAAAGAUUAUUAAAGAGAAUAUUCCACAACUGACUGGUCUAAACCUAAGCAAUAACAAGCUCUUCAAGCUGGAUGACCUUACAGAGCUGGUGAAUAUAGCUCCCAACCUAAAGACUCUCAACCUGUCCCAUAACGAGUUGAAAUCUGAGCGUGAGCUGGACAAGCUGAAAAGCUUGAAGCUGACCGAGCUGUGGCUGGAUCGCAAUCCUCUGUGUGAUUAUUUCACAGACCAGGCAACAUAUAUAAGCGCUAUUUGUGGACGAUUCCCAAGACUCAUCAAACUGGACGGCCACAGUCUUCCUGCGCCGAUUGGUUUUGAUGUUGAACCGCACACUACAGUCCCUUCUUGUAAAGGCAGCUACUUUGUUUCGGGUGAUGUCAAGGAAUUCAUUUUGCGUUUUCUGCAACAAUUCUACAGCAUAUAUGACUCAGGAAACAGACAGCCUCUGCUGGACGCAUAUCAUGAUGGGGCAUGUUUCUCCCUCAGCCUUCCCUCUUCCAAGUCUAACUUGGGGGAAUAUCAAAAUCACGAUCACAACAUUACACAAAUAAAAGACCCAGCAAUGCGGUUCCGUGUAUUGAAGCACACGCGACUGAAUGUAGUGGCCUUUCUAAAUGAACUGCCCAAAACUCAGCAUGACCUAUCAUCUUUUAUUGUGGAUGUAAACACAUGCACACAAACAUUACUGGUGUUUACAGUCAGUGGAUUGUUCAAGGACAUUGACAUCAAGUCAAAAGAAUCUACUCGUGCCUUCUCCCGUGUCUUUGUUGGAGUUCCAGCCAUGAAUAAUGGGAUCUGUUUAGUCAAUGAUGCCCUAUUUGUAAGGAACGCCACCACUGAAGAGAUCUGCCGUGCAUUCGCCACAGCUGCACCGACCCCGUCCAGCAGCCCUGUAUCCACCCACUCUCCCACCCAGCUGGAGAUGAUCACUACCUUCUCCCAGAAAUCUCAGAUGGAUCUUGAGUGGUCCCAAAGGUGGCUGCAACAGCAUGACUGGGACUUCAACAGAGCUUUUCAGCUCUUCACAAACCUCCAGGCUCAGGGGAUGGAACCUAAUAUGGCAAGAACCUAAUAGUUCUCCAUUUCACAAAGGAGAUUGCUGUGUUUAGAAAGAAACAUUGUUUUCCCAUUAUUUAAUUGUUUUAUAUUUUUUGGUGUUUGUGUUUCUUAAUGUUGUUAUAGUUGAAUUAUUAUUACUAUUGUAUUAUAGGCUGGACUAAGAAUUAAACAUUAAGGACACUUCUGUUUUCUCUUACCAUUGUGUAUUUAUUUUGUGUCCGUUCAGGACAGCACAAACCUUGUUAGAUAAACCAUUAAAACAGUAAUAAAAUUGUGGUUAUUGUAUAUCCCAUGGCUUAAAGGUCUCAGGCACUGUACCAUAAUUCUGUUUUCCGAUACAAAAAUAGAUCAUUAAACAAACAGAUUUAUAAGUUUUUCCCAAUGCUUUUGCUCUCUCUCUCUCUCUGAUGGGGUUAUUUUGUUUUUUCAGCCCAAUGAUAGCCGCCUUCGCGUGCAUAGACACCUCAUGUUAAUUUGCAUGAACAGCUACCAAGUGCAUUGUUCUCUUAUUUAUGAGCCCUAAAAUGUUUGUUUGUUUGUGAAAAUGGCUGUACUUUCUGAAUAGUUAAUUUCACACUUUUGUCAAACCUCUGAAACUAAAGCUAAAAAUAGUGACUCAUGGUCUUCACACAUAUAGUGACAGUUCAUUCAUUUAUUCAUUCAUCUUCUAUGCUGCUUAUCAUUGUACACGGUCACAUGGAGCUGAAAGCCUUUUCCAGGAAACUUGGGGCAAAAGGACAGGGUGCCCAUCUAUCGCAGGGCACACAUGUACAUGCCACAAACUGACACUCAUUUUCCACACUAUGAGCAAUUUGGAAACUCUGCAUGUGUUUGCACCUGGGGAAACUGGAGUACCUGGAGGAAACCCACCAAGCACGGGGAGAACAUGCAAACUCCUCACACCAACCCAAGCCGGUAAUCAAAACCUUGACUCUGGGGGCAGGGCCACAGUGACACCUAUCUUGAGUGUUCAUUUAAAAUUUAGUGUGGCCAUGUAA